Molecule: messenger RNA, 2042 nt
Organism: Procambarus clarkii (red swamp crayfish)
Lineage: Eukaryota; Metazoa; Arthropoda; Malacostraca; Decapoda; Cambaridae
Product: major facilitator superfamily domain-containing protein 8
Biological process (GO): transmembrane transport
Cellular component (GO): lysosomal membrane
Molecular function (GO): transmembrane transporter activity
Source: RefSeq, a predicted model, not a curated record
CGACUUUAUCAUAUAGAUGAGAGUCACUUCAGCAAGCUGCGAAGCCUUAGAUCGGUUGUUGCUUCACUACUCUGAGCUGAGACGUCAUAAGUUAGUUUGCCUCUCCAUUACAGUGAGCUGAGACACCCCAGUAAUGAUUGUCUUCCAGGCUACAUGGAACACAACCACUCAAAACCCACAUUGUGUUCCAUGAAGGUGACAUUGCUGUGAGCAACACUGAGAUAACAGCAUCUGGAUCCUCCUACAAGAUGGGCGGGAUGCUGGGCAAACGAGGAUCUCUGGUAGUUGACCACAGUAUGGACGAGGUUCAGCUCCACAACAUGGGCAGAGGAUCCCUCAAGCGUGGUUCCGUUUCUACCAUCACCACCACCGGGAAUGAUCCACCAAUCUAUGAGAGCUGCCUCAAGGGACAGCUUGAGACGCCCCAGGAGAAGAAGGCUCGAAAGCGAUCUCACAAGAUCGUCUAUUGUUUGAUAUUUGUCCAAUCUAUCAGCAUCUCUAUCAGUCUCGGUGUCUGGCCCUAUCUUCAUGAGGAGCUGGUGCCAUCACUGACGAAGAAAUCUCUGGCAUGGGUCGGAGCAGCCAAUCCUUUCGGGAUGAUGGUGGCUGGGCCUCUCUUUGGUAUCUGGGCCAACAAGACUGGCAGUAUCAGACCCCCCUGUAUUGCUGCAGCGAUUAUGUUUAUUACCGGCAACGUCAUGUUCGCGCUACUCGGCGCCUUCAAGGGAUUAGGAACAAUGGCCCCUUACUACGGAAUGAUCGUCUCCAGGUUCACCCUUGGCGGCAGCUCAGGCACCGUAACACUGUGUUGGUCGUACUUGGCUUCCUCCACUACCGUGAAGAAGCGGACGCUGAGCCUCAACUUUGCCUUUAUCGGCCAGGCUUGUGGCUUGGUCAUCGGUCCAGUUAUCCAGUCACUGAUAACAAUGGCCCUUCCGGAGGAUAUCGACACGGCCGUAGACUGGUUCAAGUGGAACAAGUACACAGUAACAUCGUUUGUGAGUGCCUCCUUUGGUCUGGUCAUCCUGGUCAUCCUCCUGCCCUGUGUCUUCAAGGAAUACAACAUCUCGGAAAAGGAAGGAGCAAUGAUGACGAACUCCAACAGCCCUGAUGAGCAGUCCACCAAGUUUUCCAAGCUUGAUUACGGAGCUCUGGGUGGAAUUCUCUACGCUCGCUUCGGUAUUCUAUUCGUUGCAGUACUGACAGAAACCUUGGCUGUGCCUGUGGCCAUGGACCAAUACGCCUGGUCAGAAAACACGGCUAUGAUAAUGGUAGGCUCGGCUCUCAGCAUUGCUGGGGUCCUGAACAUUGCCGUGUACAUUCUUGGUGGCAUACUCUCAAAGAGGGUAGAUGAGAGACUUCUCUUUCUGGGUCUAGGUAUGCUUCCUGUUGUGAUAGGAAUGUUCCUUUUCAUUCCUUGGGGGAAAAAUAUCAUUCCUAUGCAAACGUGUGACACGGGGAAUGAAACCACAUCGUUUACAAGCGUUACCGAAACCACCACUAUUGCAGAUCUCGUUGGAGCUGGACCGUUAUCGUUAUCAGCUAACGAAGACAACCAACACUGCUCUGAAGGUUGCCCGGAAAUACAAGACUGGUGUCACCACACUCCCCAGUUACCGGAAAUACAAUUCAUGAUCGGUUUUUUCGUGGCUUUUAUAGGCUUCGCCAGCGCCCAAAGCUUCAUGGUGGGAAUAUAUUCCAAGAUGUUGGGCCCCAAACCUCAAGGCGUGUGGAUGGGAGUAAUUGGCGCCGCUGGUAGUUUGUCCCGCGUGUCAGGACCAAUUGUCGUCUCAUACGUGUACUUCGAACUGGGUACAAGAUGGUGCUUCGGUAUAUUGACUAUCGUGACAGCGGCGGCUUUACUAGGGACGACUUUACUUUAUCGUCGCCUAGUACCGAUGAGAGUGCUAAGCCAACGGGACAGCCAGGGCUAUGAUGGUCCCGGCGCUGAAGGGAAUAAAAUAUAAGGACUUCAUGUUAAUCUCAUAAUUUAGCUCUUGCUAUGUAUACGUACAAUAAAUACUUUAAAUAUUAACUGGUGA